AUGAUGUUAAGACAAUCAUUGAAAACAAUCCCUCGUCAAUUGAGAAGAACAAUUACAACUUAUGCCAAACAAGAUCAAUUAUUCAUUCAUCCAAAAUCAUCAAAUAAACAUUUGUUAUCAUUCUCUAAAAAUCCAGAUUCUUUAUCAAUUGGUGAAUUUUAUUCAAAAAAUCCAGAAUCUCCAGACCUGGUAAUAAACUCUGAUAACUUCAUAUCAACAAACCCUGAAUUCUUAAAAUUAUUACAUCAAGUUAUCAAAGAUAAUAUUCAUGAUGAUUUCACUUAUUCAAUAGAAAGUAAUUCUUAUGCUGAUGAACAUUUACCAGUUUAUGAUCUAAGAAAAAUUCCAAAUUAUCAAAGACAACCUGAAAUUGAAGAUGUUUUUGGUUAUGUUAGAGUUGAUUCUGAGGGGGGAAUUAUGAAUGAAACUUAUCAAAUUAAUGAUUUUUAUAAAAUUGUUAAUGUUGAUGGUCCUUUAAAAUUGAGUGAAAAGAUUCAUGAAGAAUUGGUUGGUCAGUUGGAUGGUGGUUAG
Hansenula ciferrii is the source of this 531-nucleotide messenger RNA. RefSeq lists its product as uncharacterized. The record is from RefSeq and is a predicted model, not a curated record. Bases 1 to 531 code for a protein of 176 amino acids. The transcript has a single exon. Lineage: Eukaryota; Fungi; Ascomycota; Saccharomycetes; Phaffomycetales; Wickerhamomycetaceae.